UGAAUGGGCGAGCGGCGUGGCCCCCUGCCCCGGGGGGGCGAGCAGGGGUGAAGAUGGCUGCGCUGGGGAAAGCCGGGCCCACGGGCACCCCCAUCCCCGAAAGAAAGUUAAAGCAAUGGCCGGCAGAGCCAGGAGCAGGUGGAGCGCGCUGCGAGUUCUGCUUUCCUGGCAGCAAAACGCUGCGAGGCGCCUCGGGAAAGCGAGUUUUGCGCGGGACGCGUCCCCGGCAGGGCUGUCCUCUUCACUCGUGACCACGUCGCCUGUCAGGUCGAUGAAGCGGAUGCAAGCCGAAGGCUCAAAACACGUCGCUGAGCUGCAUCGUUGCAUCGCUGGGGAUGGAUGAAGCGGGUCGACAGGUCGUGGCGAUUUAGGGCUGACCUCUGGAGCCUCUGGAGGAGGCUCGUUUGUGUUCGCUUGUGGGAGCCUGGAGAAGCGCUGGGGGAGUGGUGACCCGUAGUAACUGGUGCAGGUGUCAGGAGGAUUUGAUGCUUGACUGUGCAGAGAGGAGCUGCAUUAGCUGGUAACAACAGUUCAGCACUGUUAGAAGUAAGAGGGGUGACUGGAAGCUUGACUUGUACCGAGCUGUUUAUAAGUGAGAAAUAGAGAAUCUUUGGACUUCAUUUCCUUUCAGGAUAAUGUAAAUGGAAUUCAUAGCCCGAUGUCACCAAGACUCACGAUUUAAUUUGCGACUAUGUCCUCAGGUGGGUCCAGUGGUGCUUCAUCAGGUCAGGUUCAGCACUGCAGAAGUAAGAUUUCUGGGGCUGUUUUUGGAAGCUGCCUAUGUGGAAUUGUGAAUUUGGAGUUAGAAGAUCCUAUCAGAAGUACAUGGAAUUAUUUUUUCCUAUCCCAAAUCUCUCAUAGGUACAUUGGUAUCCUCUGCAGUUUAGACUGUUAGAUCUUGUAUUGAGAUCGAAUGUUGCUGAGUAGACUUGUCAUUAGCAAAGGUGCAAAUCUUGCAAAUUAGCUUCAGUUCUGUUCCCUUCAUGUUUCUUAAGUCAUCUGCAUGUGCAUCAAGUAUUGUCACUUUUCAACUCUCCUCUGACUUGAACCUUUCCUGGAAACAUGGGACCACAUAAUACAGCCAUUUUCUGCUUGGAUCUGGUGUCUCAUGUGCUCUCACAGUGUGUUGUGGCUGGUCAGGUCUGAGUGUUGAUGCGUUUUUUAGGUGUAUACUUUUAAGGACAUGGAUCAGCUGUUGCUGCUGAUGGAACUUAGCCUGUAUAGAUGGGGUGGUAGCUCAGUGGUGAGGAUGCAGUCAGAUUGCUGUGGAUGCUUCUGGAUUAGCAGGAGCGUGGUGCUGCCUGUUCACGUUGCGUUGGAAGUGACUCCCUUACCUGCCAUUUGUGUUACGAAGUGCCCUGCUUUGCUGCGCUGUGGGGAUUUUUUUGUGCAGCUUCCUCUCAGAGCUAAACUUCUGUUUCUUGUCAGUCACAACACAGGGAUAGAGCUUCAAGAGAAGCAUCAUGUUGCCACCAGACUGCCAUUUACUUUUUGGCACUGCAAGAACAUGUCAUUUUUGCUUUUGCUUAAACACAGCAAUAGUCUGGAUCUCCUCCUGCUUAAGUAAAGGCAACGAUGCAGCUGGAUCCAGCUUUCUUGUGCUGGAAAAAACCUUUACCAUCGACCAUCUUCACUGAUAGAGGAUGUGGCCAAACUCUUUGCCUGCAAGAAACUUCCAAGGCUGAUGAGAAUGCACAGCCAUCCUUCCUGUGCAGUGAUUUAUAUAGGGAAUCCAAUGUGGUCAUAGGGAGCUACAGAAAAUAGAGGCCUUUCUUCUUGAGGGCUUUCCCAACUGUGCUGGCAUUGUUGAUGUGUGUUGCGAUGUCCUCAUUAUCUGCUUGUGUCUCAUCAGACUUGAUUCAUUAUCGAUGAAAGGAGAUACAGAUCCUUCUGCCAGUGAGAACCAAGACAGUCUGAUUUGAAGAAUGAUAUGACAGACUACUUAUUGCUGUGUUCUUAAGUUCUGUGUGUCGUAUUAAAAGCAACCUGUAAUUUUUUGUGCUCACAGGCAGUCUAGAGCUUUAGCUUUGAGCCCUCUGUUGCUUCCCUCUGGUGCUGCCUCAUGACAGUCACAGCUUAUCCUCUGUAGAGGAAAAAUGCAGGGGUAUAUUAAAUGUUGCAACACAGAGGGAAGAAUGUGUAUAUUAUGUGUUUAUUAAAAAUAACCUGAAAUGAUUAGUAGAUGUGUAGCUAUGAAAUUGGAGUGGAGUUGGGAAGUGGAGACAUCUUGUUAGCUGCCAAGAGUCAGUGUUGUGCCAUUCCCUGGUGGAUUCUUUCUUCUAUACAGUAUCUCCUGCACAUUUCUACCACUGGGAGGUUUUUGAGAGGCUGUGGGGAAGUAUGGCUUAAUCUUUAGUUGGAUCCUCAUGGGUGGUGGGAUGACAAAUCCAGGAACUGUCUCUGAAGUGACAGUACGUCCUGACUGGGAAGAUACGAGGAGGUCUGUCUGCUCUUUGUGUUAACUUAGGCUACUCCUAUUUCUCAGUCUAACAUGAGCUCAGCAAAGAUUGCUGAUGCUGUUUGACUGUACUGUGUGGUUGCCCUGCAGUAUACAUAGCCAACUUCAGAAUUUGCAGUUAUCUCAUUGCCUCUGAAUCCUUGGGUACUUUUUCUUUCUGCCAUAUCAUGGCUAUGGCCUCUUGGAUGCUGGGAACCAAUCAAGGGAAGUAGUGAUGGUUCUCCUUUUCUCCAGUAGAUAUGGGUCCUCAUUACUGGUCCUUUUUCCCUGCUGUUUUUCUGUUCUUCCUGUGGUGGAUCAGAUUAUGGCCAGAACUGCAGUGUAGGGAACAGGAACUGGUGUAAGGAUCUUCAGCAUCUCUGUGAAGAGAGGAGAGCGAACGAGCUGGUGGUAGGAGCCUUUGUAUGUAGGUUCUAGACAUGUGUGGAAGAAGGGGGUUGCAGAGAGGUGACUGCUGGAGCAGCAGUAGAGAUGGGUGGUCCCACUGCUGAGAUCUCUAUGUCUCUUCAAGCAGCUUUUAACCUGAGUGGUGGAUCUAUGUCACUUCAGGAACUGAAGCUUCGUCUUUAAAAGGUGCAGUGCUGUGAAAACUGUUAUUGACGAUAAAAAAAUGGACAUGUUGCAGAUACUACGUAAAACCACAGAGCGCUUAGAGUGUGAUCACUGUAGCUUCAGAGGAACGGACUAUGAAAACAUACAAAUUCAUAUGGGUACCAUACACCCAGAGUAUUGUGAUGAAAUGGAUGCUGCUGGUUUGGGUAAACUUAUAUUUUAUCAAAAAAGUGCAAAACUUUUUCACUGCCACAAAUGUUUCUUUACCAGCAAGAUGUACUGCAACGUGUAUUAUCACAUAACAGCACAGCAUGCAACACCCGAGAAGUGGAAUGAAAAGCGGAAAGAACAGGCAGAAGGAGAUUCAGAUUCCUCCAAGAAAAGUGUCACGUUGGAGCUACAGAAACCUACCCUUUCCCCUGAGUCGUGCAAACCUGCCCUUUCUCCUGAACUCCCCAAAUCUGAACCUGUUGUUUCCCCCAAGCUUCAGAAAUCGUCAGUGUCCCCAGAGCCCCAGAAGUCGGCUCAGGCGACUUCCUCAGAGGCAGAGAAGUCAGCCCAGGCCACGUCCCCAGAUCCAGAAGAGUCAGCCCAGGCCACAUCUCCUGAUCCAGAGAAGUUAGCUUCAGCUGUAUCCCCAGAUUCAGAGAAGCCGCCUCCUGCUGUGUCCCCUGACCCACAGAAGCCAUCUCCUGCUGUGUCCCCUGACCCACAGAAGCCAGCUCCGGCUGUGUCUCCAGAGCCCCGUCGGCAUUCCCCGGCUGUGUCUCCAGAGCCCCGUCGGCAUUCCCCGGCUGUGUCUCCAGAGCCCCGUCGUCAUUCCCCUGCUGUAUCACCAGAGCCCCGUCGCCACUCUCCUGGUGUGUCUCCGGAGCCUCGCAGAUACUCCCCAGCUGUGUCACCAGAGCCAAAGAAACCUACUCCAGCAGUAUCCCCCGAACCGCGAAGGUAUGCCCCGGCUGUGUCUCCUGAGCCCCGGCGGCAUUCUUCUCAAAUGCGUAGGCCUGCUUCUGCUUCUUCUCCUGAAAGCCGGAGGCCUGGUCCUGCAGUUUCGCCAGACUCAUGGAGACCUGGUCCAACUGUUUCCCCCGAGCCCUGGAGAUCUACACCUCAUGAGGUGCAGAAGUCUUCCGCAGUUUCUCCCUGGGCUCCAAAGCCUGCUGUGUCAGUGUCCAUAGAAUCCCGGAGGUCUGCACCUGAGUCUCGAAGGCCUGGCCCUGUUGUGUCACCAGAGCCUAGGAGGCUUGUUUCUGACUCGUGGAAAUCUACGUCCUUUUCUGAAUCCCAGAAGUCUACUCUUGUUUCUUCUGAGCCGUGGAAACCCAUCUCAUCUGUUUACCCUGAAGGCUGGAAACCUGUUCUGUCCCCUGACACAUGGAAGCAUUCUCCCCCUGUUUCUCCUGAGCUUCGCAAGUCUGGUCACACAGUUUCCUCUGACACUUGGAAGCCUUCUUUCUUUCCUGAGGUCCGUAAGCCUGGCGCUUCGGUAUCUCCCGAAUCUUGGAAACUCUCUGAGUCCCGGAAAUCUAUGUUUUUUUCUGAAACUCAGAAAUCCACCUCUGCUGCUUCCUCUGAGAUUCAGAAGCGGGCUCAUUUCCCUGAACCUCGGAAAAGGGCUUUGUUCCCAGAGUCUCGUAAAUCUAGUCCUAAUGUUUCUACCGAUGUCCAGAAACGUGCUGUCUUUUCUGAGCCCCAAAAUCAGGUGUCUACUUCUGCUGUUUCUACUGAAGGCCAAAAACAUGCCCUAUGUUCUGAAGCCCAGAAAUCAGCUCUUGUUUCUCCUGAAGUCCAGAAGCAUGCCCUAUUUUCUGAGGCCCAGAAACUUGCUCCGAUUUCCCCUGAAGUUCAGGAGCAUGCUUCCUUUCCAGAAUCUCAAAAAUCAUCUUCUCCUGAAAUUCAGAAACAUGGCUUCUUCACCGAGUCCCAAAAGCCUACUCCUUCCGUUUCUCCCGAGACCCCCAAACAAGCUGUUUUUACUGACUCCCAGAAAUCUGCUGUUUCCCCUGAUAUUCAAAAGCAUGCUGUAUUUUCUGAAAUGCAGAAACCUGCUGCUGCUCUAUCCUCUGAUGUCCAGAGACAUGCUGAAACUACUGUACUUUCUGAAAUCCAGAAGAACAUCCUGUUUUCCGAGCCUCACAAGUCUGCUCCAGGUUUUUCCUCUGAGCCCCAGACACCUAGUGAGUCUGGUGAGAGUGACUUUCUUUCUCACAGUUUAGAUGAUCAGAAACCACUGGAUGAUUUAUUCUCACAGGAUGAACAAUCAAUAUUAGCCAAAGAAUCACCAGAUGACAUCUUAUAUUCAUGCCCAAAAAAGAAGCCCAAGAAGGAAAACCAGGAGAACUCAGAUUCUGAACUAAAUAGCAGUGAGUGUGGAAAGACAGAGAUGGACUCAAUGGAGAUAAAGGAGCAAGAAUCCAACAGUGACCAAGAGCAAUAUGAUAUGGAGCCAUCUGAUUAUGGCAAAGAGAGCAAAAUAGAUGCAACUACUCCCAUGCAGCCACAGUGUGUGCUGCAGUUUACUGAAGAGAAAGAGGCUUUCAUCUCUGAGGAAGAAAUAGCAAAAUACAUGAAGCGUGGCAAGGGAAAGUAUUAUUGCAAAAUUUGUUGCUGUCGUGCGAUGAAAAAAGGUGCUGUCUUGCACCAUUUAGUUAACAAGCAUAAUGUUCAAAGCCCAUACAAAUGCAAAAUAUGUGGCAAAGCUUUUCUCUUGGAGUCUCUUCUUAAAAACCAUGUUGCUGCUCAUGGUCAAAGUUUGUUGAAGUGUCCACGUUGUAAUUUUGAAUCAAAUUUUCCCCGAGGCUUUAAGAAACAUUUAACCCAUUGCCAAAGCCGUCAUAGUGAUGAUACACCUAAAAAACACUUGGACAGCCUUGAACCACUUGAAGAACAACUUUAAUCUGGUUUUUAACUUGUGCUAGAAAAGAUGGAUUUACAGAAGUGUUCAACAGUGUUGCUGUAUGUUAACCGAGUAGUUUAGCUGAUCUGACAAGUCAGAAGAUGCAUGGUUUAUUGUACUAUGUUUAACUUGUCUUAUAGCUGUAUUACUGAAACGAUUUACUUUCGAAAGUCAUUUUAAAUACGUGUUCACGUCUUUGUAUUAUCCAUCGGUAGAGUCAUAUUUUAUUUUUCAGAUGUACUAUGUUUUUGAAACCAAAAUGGAUACAAAUUAGUUUUUUAAAGAUUUGUAAAACAUACAGGCAAUUAAGGACUGAGUGGCAAGCGAUCCAUAUAUUCCUGUGAAGACUGAACUUGUUUUUUCAUAUUUGUUAAAUGUUGUAUUUUUCAAAAUGUUUUUAUCAAAUUCUCAGAAUUAAAAUUCUCACCAAAUUGAAUGUGAAUAAGCCAGGUAUGACAAACUACCAAUCCAUCUGGAGUAGUUUUGCCCUAAGGUUGUAAUUGAGUGUAUAGUCAUUUGUUGGAAAUUUAUUGCACUCAAUUCUCUAACUUAACUUGUCUCAGAUUUAGAAGCAUCAAGGUACUUAUUUUGUGACUGUAUUUUGGCCAUGUUUUAAGCAUGUACUAAUAUACCUUAAAUCGAUGGAUUAACGUCAGACUAUGUAUAGCUCAACACUUUCUCUUGAUGAUUCAGAUGUUUGUAAUGUCAGAAACCCCCUAAAUUUCUUGUAUUUGGUGAAAUGUUAUGCUUUAAUCUUUUAACAAUAAAAAGAAAC
This is a messenger RNA of Athene cunicularia (burrowing owl), 6681 nucleotides long. It is a transcript of the gene CHAMP1, whose product is annotated as chromosome alignment maintaining phosphoprotein 1. The transcript has 2 exons. The coding region runs from base 3069 to 5906 and encodes 945 amino acids. Gene Ontology annotation, biological process: attachment of mitotic spindle microtubules to kinetochore. The record is from RefSeq and is a predicted model, not a curated record. NCBI's taxonomy places the organism in Eukaryota, Metazoa, Chordata, Aves, Strigiformes, Strigidae.